UUUUUGUUAAUUUGGUAUGCAAAUCAUUAUAUGAAAGUAAUGACUAAAUCUAGAAUCAAGAUUUAUCAAAUGAGAUGCAUGCAUAAUUAUGCAGUUGACUAUAAAUGGACGUAGAAUGCCCUAAUUCAAAAUCAGAUUGCCAAAUCCUAUACUCAAAUUUUCUUUUAAAUGAAAUGUUAAAUUAUCGUUACCAAAAUAAAGAAAUAAAUCUGUAAAUCGAAAUCAGAUUAAAUCAUAUCUCACACAAUUUAAUGAUGAAAAAAAAUCCAACCUAAAUUUUAUUUCCCACAAUUUCACUAUAAAUACCCCACAAACAAACGUAGAGCGCAUACACACACAGUACACACAGAGCAAAGUUUCAUUUCAUAUACAGAAUAAUUCUCUGCAACUCAAUUCUAAUUUUCUAUUCAACAAUGGCGGGCAGGCAAACGAGGGGGCGACAGAGAAUCCCGAUCAGGCUGAUCGAAAACCAGGACGAUCUGUACGCCACCUUCUCUAAGCGGCGAUUGGGGCUUUAUAAGAAGGCGAGCGAGCUGAGCACGCUUUGUGGUGUGGACAUUGGUAUAAUUAUCUUCUCCCCUACCGAUAACCCUUUCUCCUUCUUCCAUCCGUCAAUGGAGUCGGUCAUCGACCGAUUCAGGAACCCCAAUCAGCCCCUCAGCGACUACGCGCGGGUGGUUGAGGCGCACACACGCGCCCGGAUCGAUAACCUGAACCGGCGGCUGGACGAGAUCCAUGAGGAGAAGGACCGCCUUAAGGAGAGGGAGAAGGAGCUCGACGAGAUCGACCGGAAUCGGCCCAAGGGGUGGUGGGAGGAAACCCCGAUCGAGAGCCUCUCGCCCGAGCAGGUCCAGGAAUGGAAGGCGUGGUUUCGCGCCUUCAAGGUCAAAAUACAGAACCGGAUCUCGGAGCUCAACAACAUUGGAGCUUCGACUUCCGGUGCCGCCGCGGCGGAUGCGGCGGCGGUGCCGCCUCCGCCGACUGGAGGCGAGAUAGUUCCGGGCAUGUUUGCUCAGAACUACGACUUCCCUCCGGGGCCGUCGUCGUCGUCUGACUCUCCGGUGGCAUUCGGGGAUCACCAGUUUGCCACCACACAGUACUACAAUGCGCCGCCUUACACUACGGGCGGUGCUAGUGGAAGCGGCGGCGGAGGACAGUACUUUGUUACUCAGGCGGGUGAGGGGCCGUCUGGUAGUGGCAGCGGGCAGUUUUCUGUCCCGUACAAUUUUGGUGCUCCUACAUUUGGGGCGGAGGGUUCGUCGGCGGCGGCGGCGGCUGGAGGAAGUGGCGGUGGUGGCCAGUUUCCUCCGAUGCAGUACAAUUAUUUUCCACCACCGCCGCAACAAUCGGAUCAUGAUAAUCAGAAUCAGGAUCCGACAUCUGCUACUGUUGGAGAAUAUUCCAUACAGUAUAAUUAUAUUCCCCGGUGGGGGCAGGAUCCAUCUUCUGGUGGAGGAGCCGUCAUCCGGGAAGGGGGUGCCGCCCGUGCCGCUGCUACAGCCACCAAUGCCGCCAACAUCGCGGGCGCCCCACUGAAUCUCGUUGCUGAAGAAGUGAACCAAGAGCAGCAGGGCUUCAAAAAAGACGCAGACGAGUACAUGCCGAUAGCUAAUAUCACCCGAAUCUUGCGGCGCAUCCUCCCCACCCAUGCCAAAGUCGCCGACGAUGCCAAGGAAGCUAUCCAGGAAUGCGUCUCAGAGUUCAUCAGCUUUAUCACCGCCGAGGCAAACCGGCGGUGCCGCCGUGACUACAGGACAACAGUCACACCAGAGGACGUGCUGGCAGCAAUGGCCUCUCUAGGUUUCGACGACUAUUUGGAGUCACUCACAGUUUUCCUCAACAACCACCGCACGCAGCAGGACCCCGAGCGUGGCUCUAGGAAUCAAAUAUCGCAGUUUGUUAGGCGAGAUGACGGGGUCGGAGUUGGCUUCCUUCACCACCAACAACCGCAAGGUGCUCCCACGGUGUGGCCGCCGCCACCACCACCACCACUGGCGGCGCCAACAAUGGGGUAUUAUGUCCCCUUACCGCCACCUGUUGCUAUGGAAGAUGAGGAAGAAUUUGGUGGGCUGCCGAAGGUAACAAAUAAAUUUGGUGGUGGAAAAGAGUUUGACCCGUUUCAGUAG
This is a messenger RNA of Erythranthe guttata (spotted monkey flower), 2126 nucleotides long. RefSeq lists its product as uncharacterized. Gene Ontology annotation, molecular function: DNA-binding transcription factor activity, RNA polymerase II-specific; RNA polymerase II cis-regulatory region sequence-specific DNA binding; protein dimerization activity. NCBI's taxonomy places the organism in Eukaryota, Viridiplantae, Streptophyta, Magnoliopsida, Lamiales, Phrymaceae. Gene Ontology annotation, biological process: positive regulation of transcription by RNA polymerase II. The record is from RefSeq and is a predicted model, not a curated record.